UCUUCCUGACCUCGAACGUUCCAAGAUCUUGAUCCUUCACUCUACAUAUUGUAAGUACGACAACUCAUCGUGAUAUUCCCACUCACACAUACAUCCCAACGGGCCGUGGUAUUGCUUGCACCCCAUUCUCCAUUCGCGUCCUCCCUUCGCUUCGUCCUCAGACUUUCCGGACAUAGGACGAACCACAAUGGCGUCUACUACCGUCACGACCUCUCCCAACAAAGCCUUCCUGGAUGCAUUCAUCUCCCUCCUCUCUCGCUCCUACCUGACCACGCCAUUGACCACCGCCUUCAUCACCGAGAUUGACGGGACACCUCCAACUGCGAAUCCCGACGAGGUGAUCACUCCGCAACGACUGAGCCAACAUUUCACGCUGGGAAUCACAGCCGCAGCCAGGAGCAAUGUCGCCUUGAUCCAGAGCGGAGACUUCUCUGCCGCCGCGCUUUGGGAACCACCUGACUUUUGCGGCAUCCCGCCAUCGCAGGCUCGCCGCAAUCCAGGACCGAUCCUGCAGGAAUGGCGCAGCACCGCGCGCAAACUCAAGGCCAAGUACCUCUCGUUGCCCGACCAGGGUCCGCACAGUUGGGACCAGCCCGCGGCGCCGAGUCAGUCGUCGGGUGCGCCUUCGGAGGACCCAUACCCCGCAGACUUCAACAAGGAUGUCGACUUCGAGACGAGACCCUUUUAUCAUCUUGCCAUGUUGGCGAGAGAUCCGGAUCUCGAUCCAAAGGAGAGCUUUGCGGCCGCAAAGGCGUGCAUGGAUCACUUCGUCAAGAAGGCCAAAGAGGAGGAAGUGCCAAUAUACCUGGAGACGGCCAGUGAGGCUUCCAAAAAGGAAUACGAAGAUCUGGGAUUUCGGGUGUGUGAAGAGGUGGUGAUAGGAAAGGGCAGGGUCAAUGCCAAGGGUUGGCCUCAGGAAGGGGGUGAGGGUGUCAAAACUUGGGCAAUGAUUUGGGACGAACACCUGCAGUAAGACAUUUCUUCCCAGGAAGGAAUUACGUACAUGGCCUUUGGGGAAAUAUGGAUCAUAGUCCAAUGCUGGAAAGUUGCAAGGCAUCCGAGCGAUCCAAACGGCCCAUGAUGAAUUUUUGGUCAGUAAAUCUAGGUAAAAGAAGCUGAGACUAUAUCUUUCCCUUUAAAAGAU
This is a messenger RNA of Exophiala oligosperma, 1144 nucleotides long. RefSeq lists its product as uncharacterized. NCBI's taxonomy places the organism in Eukaryota, Fungi, Ascomycota, Eurotiomycetes, Chaetothyriales, Herpotrichiellaceae. Bases 188 to 973 code for a protein of 261 amino acids. The transcript has a single exon. The record is from RefSeq and is a predicted model, not a curated record.